UCAGGCUCUCCUCCUCAGCGCUGCUGUUUCUGUCAAACUGAAUCUGCUCUCAGUCAUUGACGCGCGCAGCUCGGCAUUUCUCUCCAUCACCGCGGGUUUCCUCCUCCAUGGCCGCAUCAGAUGGACCAGAGGACUGCGUCGUGCAGAGAGGAAGAUCUCAGAGCGACCCGAGCAUCCUCACCGAGACUCGUGUCGUGCCAGAUGUGAUGGAUCAGCACAGAGCGCUUCAUUCUGGAUGUCUGGUGUCCGGGGUCCGAACGCCGCCCAUCCGCCGCAACAGUAAGCUGGCCAGCCUGGGGCGCAUCUUCAAACCCUGGAAGUGGAGGAAAAAGAAAAACGAGAAGCUCAGGCAGGGCUCUACGGCGCUGGAGAGGAAAGUGUCCAGCAGGCAGAAUCACGAGGAUCCUGUUAGGAAAGGCCUGGCGGAGGCUGGCAUGGUGUGUUCAGACUCUGCGGUGGCCUGCGGAGGGAGCGCAGAUGAGCCGGGAAACCCAGUAAUGGAGGACUCAGAUGGGGACGAGCCGGAGGAUGAGCCCAUGGCACCGCUGGCCUCCACCACAGAGGAUCUGGGAUCUGAUGAGGACAAUCUGUCUACAGUACGAGAUGCAGCGGAGAUGACGGAAACAGAGGCAGACCUCGGGCACAGCGAGGAUGAAGACGGCUCCGCUGCGGAUGCUGUCGGGCCCUUGGAGGCACCUGAGAGCCCUGAGGAGAAACACGAGGAGCCGGCGCCCAGAGAAACGCACACUCCUCCAGCCAAACUCCCUGUGAAGCUGCUCACACGCCUGGGCAGUCUGGACGGUCAGUGUCAGGUCAUCACACGAACUCACUCUCAUCAGAGCCGUCCCGCUCCAGCCACCCUGCCCAGGAACUUCACCCUCCCUAAAGACGCCCUGCGGGGCCGGAUCUCCACCCCGACUGGCUCUCCUCAUCUGGGGCUCCUGCACCCUCAGCUGCCCCCUAGCUGCAUCAUAGAGGAGCUGCACCGCGCGCUGGCCACCAAACACCGGCAGGACAGUUUUCACAGUAAGGAGAUCCGCAGUUCCCCGAAGCGGCGCUCGGACAGUCGUCUGCCCCGCGUGGCCAGCACUGAGAAUGAGCAGAGCGGAGAAGCGGAAAACAAGAAAGAGGCUGAAGAAAACAAGGAGAACAUGCGUCUGGAUGAGAUCUACAGCGACCAGGACAGCUGGAACGAGUCCGUCAUCUCUGGAACUCUUCCACGGCGGAUAAGAAAAGAGCUUCUGGCGGUAAAGCUGCGUAACCGGCCCAGUAAACAGGAGCUGGAGGACAGAAACAUCUUCCCUGUGCGCAGCGAUCAGGAGCGGCAGGAGAUCCGCCAGCAGAUCGAGAUGAAGCUCGCCAAGAGAUUGAGCCAGAGACCGGCGGUGGAGGAGCUGGAGAGCAGAAACAUCCUCAAACAGAGGAAUGACCAGACAGAACAAGAGGAGAGACGGGAAAUCAAGCAAAGGCUAAACAGAAAGCUCAACCAGCGGCCGACUGUUGACGAGCUGCGGGACAGAAAGAUUCUGAUCCGCUUCAGUGACUAUGUGGAAGUGGCCAAAGCUCAGGAUUAUGACAGGAGAGCAGACAAACCCUGGACCAGACUCUCAGCUUCUGAUAAGGCGGCGAUACGCAAAGAGCUGAACGAGUUCAAGAGCAACGAGAUGGAGGUUCAUGCAUCAAGCAAACACCUCACAAGGUUCCACCGACCAUAGCAAGGUUUCUUCCGUGAAGAAGAUGCUAACGGUAUCUCUGUGAAGUCUGAGACCUCAGGAGGCUCUCCAUGGAGGGCCUGAUAUUUGGGCGCUAGUGAACCUUGGAGACCGUGUCUCUGGAGCUUCAGCCUGAAGAAGCCAAAACCCUCCAAUCGCCACUCAGUAGAUCAUUCAUGGUUUUUCAGGAGACUCUGGUGGGACGCUGGAAGACUGUUUGGAUAAAAAGACACUGACUUUUUCUUCUUCUUCUUUUUGUAAUGGACUGUUUUAAGCGGUCGCCUUUUGAUGCCAGUUGGGGUGGGCGGGGUUUUGAGGAUGUGGGCGGGGUUUUGGGGAUCAAGCAUGUGACUCAUUGGAACCGUUUGUUUGUUUGUUUGUUUGUUUUCCCACACCAGUGUUGGUGCUGUAGUGACACCCCAAACGUUUCUGGGCUCCUACUAAAACUUGAGUUUCAUAUCAGCUGUAUAGAUGUUAGUUUGAGGAACGGAAAUCAUGUCUUACCUUUGCAACGACUAUUUAUUGUCUGUACAGAACAAGCUUUGGAUUUUUAACAAA
This is a messenger RNA of Danio rerio (zebrafish), 2270 nucleotides long. Lineage: Eukaryota; Metazoa; Chordata; Actinopteri; Cypriniformes; Danionidae. The record is from RefSeq and is a predicted model, not a curated record.